This is a messenger RNA of Aspergillus piperis CBS 112811, 1032 nucleotides long. RefSeq names its product peptidyl-prolyl cis-trans isomerase (gene cyp4). The record is from RefSeq and is a predicted model, not a curated record. NCBI's taxonomy places the organism in Eukaryota, Fungi, Ascomycota, Eurotiomycetes, Eurotiales, Aspergillaceae. The coding region runs from base 177 to 920 and encodes 247 amino acids. Gene Ontology annotation, molecular function: peptidyl-prolyl cis-trans isomerase activity. Gene Ontology annotation, biological process: protein folding; protein peptidyl-prolyl isomerization. The transcript has 8 exons.
AUAUUUUCCUCCGCUGUCCGACGCGCUUUCUCCAGUUCUUUUUGCUCUCCACGCCAGCAAAGCAGCAAGCAACCAGCUACAGCAAUUCGUGAGACGAGAUAUUAUUCUUUUUCUACAUCAAUUCUUUUCUUUAGAUAGUACUAAGCGGUUAGCCAGCCAGUGCCCCUCCAGCAACAAUGUUCUCCCGAAGCCUGAGGUCAACAAUAACCCCACCUUGCUCGCCCUUCGCUUCUCGUCCCCUCUUCUCCAUCCCCAAUUGCAAGCAAUCUUCCUUCCUCUCUCUUCGUCCUUUCCAUCAAUCAUCCGCAGCCAUGUCUGGAAACACUCAAGCCUUCUUUGAAGUUCAGUACGCCCCCGUGGGCUCCAGUGCCCCCAAGACGGGCCGUAUCGUCUUCAACCUCUUCGAGAAGGACGUCCCCAAGACCGCCCGCAACUUCCGUGAGCUCUGCUCCAAGCCCCAGGGUGAGGGUUACAAGGGCUCUACCUUCCACCGUGUCAUCCCCCAGUUCAUGCUCCAGGGUGGUGACUUCACCCGCCACAACGGUACCGGUGGUCGCUCCAUCUACGGUGAGAAGUUCGCCGAUGAGAACUUCAUCUACAAGCACAACAAGCCCGGUCUCCUCUCCAUGGCCAACGCUGGUCCCAACACCAACGGCUCCCAGUUCUUCAUCACCACCGUUGUCACCUCUUGGCUCGAUGGCAAGCACGUUGUCUUCGGUGAGGUUGCCGAUGAGGACUCUAUGAAGGUCGUGAAGGAGAUCGAGGCUCUCGGCUCCUCCUCCGGCUCCAUCCGCUCCAACGUCAAGCCCACCAUCGUCAACUGCGGUGAGUUGGCAGUUAUGGAUGGAUGGUUAUUACGUAGGAGUGAGGGGUUUGAGGGCUGGCCGCUGGCCAAGGCUGGGGGAACUCAGCUGGGCUGAGCUAGUAAGCUAAAGUAUGAUGUGAUCGGAGAGGGAGUAUGGCGUAGUUGUUGUUCAUUUAGUGAGAGACAAAUUCCCCCAUAUUUGGUCUGUGACAUAGAUGAUAUCAAGG